Molecule: messenger RNA, 1588 nt
Organism: Daldinia loculata
Lineage: Eukaryota; Fungi; Ascomycota; Sordariomycetes; Xylariales; Hypoxylaceae
Product: phosphoglycerate mutase-like protein
Exons: 3
Coding region: 264-1406 (380 amino acids)
Cellular component (GO): cytoplasm
Molecular function (GO): phosphatase activity
Source: RefSeq, a predicted model, not a curated record
UAACCUUACGUUCGACAUCUCAAUUUCGAAGCCCAAAAGUUAUCUCCUUCAAUUCUUACACCAGGAAACUGGUUAUCACCCCCGCUGGGUUCUUCGGAACUUGGCGCUUAGGCUAUUAAAGGCAUCCUAAAGUACCGCCCUGGACCCGUAUCGUCGGCAUCUAGUACCAUCUCAGCAUUUUAUUCCCCUUCUUCAACCUGCUUUCCCUUAACCAAUAAGUAGCGGAUAUAAAACUAUCACUUCUUUGUCAUUGGUGCUUGAAAAUGUUAGCUACUGACUUUUUCAUUUUUCUUUCUCUAAGCUCAGCUUGUCUCGGUUGGGAAUGGGAGAGCAGUGGAAAAUUGGAUCAAAAGCAAAGAAACACAUGUCGCGGGGCAGACUCGACUGUUAAAUACACGACGAUUUCUGGCUUCUUCCAACAAGAUGACCCAACUACUGACUCUAAGAGUUUCGACUAUACUGAGACUAACUAUGGUCUUAUCAAUCGGUCGUAUCCAACUGACGGUGUAUUCGACCCCAAGAGAAUGAAAACGCAGUGGGAACGGUUCACUUAUUACGUCGAUUCUUUGAAUGGGGAUUGCGAUGGAAGCACGCAAUACAAAGUCUUAUUUAUGGCUCGCCAUGGCGAGGGUUAUCACAACACCGCAGAGAGCUAUUAUGGCACACCGGCUUGGAACUGUUAUUGGGGUCCACUUGAAGGCAACGGAACUGCCAUAUGGAGGGAUGCUCAAUUGACCGAGGCGGGUAUAGCUCAAUGUACCAAGGCGAAUAACUUCUGGAAACGCGCAUUAGCUGUUGAGAAGAUUCCAGCACCUCAGUCCUACUACAGCAGCCCCCUAAUCCGUUCAGCAACUACAGCAAAUCUUACCUUCAAUGGACUAGAAGUUCCGGUAGAUAGACCUUUCGCGCCCACGAUUAAAGAAUUUCUUCGCGAGGGCAUAUCCAUGCGCACCUGUGAUGAAAGGUCGAAUAAAACAUACAUCCAAACUCUCCUUCCGGCAUUCAGAUUCGAGGACGGGUUCACCGAGGACGACGAGCUAUGGAAGGGGUACGAAGGAGAAACUUCCGAGGCACAGAUAAAGAGGACGAAGAUCGUCUUGGAUGAUAUAUUUAGCAGUGACGAUAGCACUUGGAUCAGUAUCACAAGCCACUCCGGCCAGAUCCGCGCAAACCUUCAAGUAUUGGGCCACAUCGAAUUCAGCUUGUCCACCGGCCAAGCAAUUCCGGCGCUCGUCAAGGCUGUUACUCUCCGUGAGGUCGAGCCCAGUACUACCACUAUUGAGUCAUGGAUAGCCGAGGCUACGUGUAGUUUACCUCCGGUUACUAGUAUCUCAGGCCAAGGCUGCGUCUGCUCGAGCGCCUCCGCUUCAUCAGCCGCGUUCACGACCACAGCUAUCCCAACAUAAGGUUAUAGGUGUAGGGAAUCAUAUAGUCAAGCCAGGAACAAGAACUGGAUAAUUAGUAUGAUAUUAGCAAGAUAAGCGCUACAUAGCAUUUCGCUUAUAUCCUAACGCGAUAGGCGUGUAACGGUCGUACCUAUACUACGACCAUUUCAUCCGGAUACGACCCUCGGCCACACGGAAACCUU